AUGUCUUUUCCAAACAAGUCUCCCCGCGUCAGAGACGCCGCUAGUCUUCACCAGUGCCCCGAGUGCGACCGGGCCUAUGAAAGGCCCGACCACCUAGCCCGCCAUCUGGACUCACGUGCACCGCAACGAGAGGACUUUUCAGUGUACUACCUGCCAGCGCGGCUUCAACCGGAUGUACUGCAACGACAUCAGCUGAUUCACACUGGCGACACGCCAACUAGCAAAUCCAGAGGGAGGGCUGUUGAAGCUUGCGAGCAGUGUGCCGCCGCCAAAGCGAGCUGUGACAAUGACAACCCAUGCAAUAGAUGCCAACGGAAGGGUAUACGCUGUACUCCGCGAAAGUCGAACCAGCGUCGUCGUGGGACCCUCAAUACAAUCACCCCGGAGACUGGUACUCCGCGAGGUCAAUUCGGAAGCGAGAUUGAUGGAGACGGGGGUACAUCACCGUCGACCCUAUCCGCUGACCGCAGCCAAAACCCUCGGAUACCGUUAGGCGUGGAGGUUGGAGUCAAUUCCAUGUACUCACCAACCUCUCCUGCUUCGUCUGUCGUACCUUUCCCUGUGCACAUGUCUUCUCAACAGAACAUGAUCGAUAAUCUAAGCGAGUUUCCGGCAUUUUUCGAGCACGUCAUGAUGCCGUCUGAUCUUUACCCAGCUGGUAUACCCAAUGUUCAGCAGCCGAGAGGAGUCUUUGAUUUUAUGGGUGAUCCCGGGUUGACCAGUCCCGACCUUGGUCUAUUUGGAUCAGACAUACUCGUGGAUCUGGACAAAAUAUUGGAAUACAAUCCAUCACCUGCCGCGGCAACCUCGUAUCAAGAGGGCUCUGCCGAGGAGCAAAGCACCAAACAGCGCGUCGCCGCUUUUCGGAAGUCACUGUGGCUCUGGGUACCCGAGAAAAAUCAGAACGGGUUCAGUGAACAUGGCCAGAUUCCGCUGCAGGACGGGGACAUGACAGCAUCCAUUUCCUCACUGCAUAGAUCUCGCCUCGAGGCCUUGAACAUUCGGGGAAAGCUGACACAGCAGAUGCGUGACAAUAUUUUUCAACUGGUGCUGGCUACCGGGGGCUCCCGCCUUUCUGUUCCCUCGUUCCCAACUGCCGAGUCGCUCGAUGCCCUCAUCAAGAUUGGCAUCUCGAAAAGAACCGAAACUGAUGCCUGGAUUCACCCAUAUACGUUGUACCGUCAAGACUCGCGGCCUGAGCUUUUGACAGCCCUGGUCGCUGCUGGAUGUGUAUGUUCUGCCAUUCCCUCAGUAGGUAAGGCCGGAGUGCUCCUGCUAGAGAUUGUUCGAGUCAGCCUAGCACAUCUGGUUGAAUCAGAUAACAGCGUUCUGCGCGAUCUUCAAUAUUUUCAGGCCUCCAUGAUGUGGUUGGACAUUGGGAUCUUCUGUGGCUAUAAACGCAAGAUGCAGAUUGCUGAAAGCCACCUUCAACCUUUGUGCACGGCGUUGCGGAGAGCUGGAGCUUUUGAUCGAUCAUUCUAUACCCAGCUUCCCUCAGUUGAUGGUCUCCAGGGACUUGAGUUGGAAACUGCCUGGGAGCAAUGGGUACAGACGGAAUCACUUAAACGUCUGGCCUACCACCUUUUUGAACAUGAUGUGGAAGCGGCGGCAGCGAUGAACAGGCCUGCACUGACUAGUUAUGCUGAAUUCACCUUGCCUUUCCCAAGUGCCCGAGACUUGUGGCUGGCGCCCACCGCGACGGCCUGGAAAGAGCUCCUCAAAGCGAAAUACUUCCACGCCUCACCCCCGGACCUAUCACUGAAAGCCAUACUAGCCGAUUCAGCUGCGCUGACAGAUCUUCCGGCAAAUGUUGACGUUGGGGUGGUGAACUCCGCGCUUUUGCACGGGCUAAUGAGCCAAGUGUGGGCGUUUCGCCAGCAGGCAUCGCUUAUGGACAGCGGUACUGAUGCUCGGGCCGUAACUCGACUGUGGCUGCAAAGCCGACAGGAUGAGCUAUCACUGUCCAUCGACACCGCAGUACAGGAAAUCGCAAGUGCCCCGCCGAACGCAGCCCUUUUUAGUGAAUAUGCCUUGAUGCAUCUACACGUCAACUUUGACUCGGUCCAGCGUUUUGCAGGCCAGUUUGGAGAAGUGGAAGCAAGACGAGAAUACCCAAAGCUACGAGAAUGGGCCUUGACAAAAGAGGCGCGUACCUCUGUCUGGCACGCUGGGCAGGUCCUUCGGGCAGCUCGACAGGUACUGCCGUUCCACCUUCGCGGCUUCGACAGCUUAGCAAUAUACCACGCUAUAUUGGUUCUUUGGGUAUUUGGGCUGCUCCGCUGUGGUGAAAAACAGCAAGAUAAAGCGAUCAGCUUAGCCAAUGGGAACUCGGAUGCGCUAGUCAGCUUGGAUAGCUCCGAGACGGACUCUAUCAAGCCGUUCAUUAGCCGAGACCUAGGCCAGCCUGGCUUGACCCUCCACUCUGCCGGCUCUGAGGGAACAGCCGUUUUCUGUCAGCUCACCAGUCCCCGCCUGGUGAUGGAUGUGGGGAGGCAGGUUUUCGAGAGUAACUUUCCGGGAGCACUGGAUAACUUGCCGCCACUUGUUCAAAACCUUCGAAACCUGAUACGCGAUUUAGGAAGCUUGCCAUAA
Messenger RNA from Aspergillus mulundensis, 2592 nucleotides. RefSeq names its product Zn(II)2Cys6 transcription factor domain-containing protein. The transcript is spliced from 9 exons. The coding region runs from base 1 to 2592 and encodes 863 amino acids. Gene Ontology annotation, biological process: regulation of DNA-templated transcription; DNA-templated transcription. The record is from RefSeq and is a predicted model, not a curated record. Lineage: Eukaryota; Fungi; Ascomycota; Eurotiomycetes; Eurotiales; Aspergillaceae. Gene Ontology annotation, molecular function: DNA-binding transcription factor activity, RNA polymerase II-specific; DNA binding; zinc ion binding.